GUCACCCAUCUAAAGCGAUAAUUUCCCGCCUCAAAUUUGCUUUUUUUAUUUUCACUAUUUCACUGCUCUGAGCACAGUCGGUGAAGCUUGGUAACAUGAAACCCUUUGUCGAACUUAAUUUUUUGUUAGUUGCCGUACACUUGAUCAAUGGCCUGUCUCUACGAAAAGAACCAGUGGCUUUUAAACCAAAAGUUCUUCAGUAUGCCAAUGUUGACUGUGAUCCAUCAUCUAUACCAGUCAUGGAUGCAUUUGACAUUAAGAAAUUUUCUGGCGACUGGUAUGAAUUAGCAAAAUCAGCAUCUGGAUACAUUGACGUUGAUGAUGGAAUGUGGAAAAUAUCAAGUUCAAACGUAUCAACUCAGUUUCUCUUCAGCGGCAGAGACAAUAAUAAGCACUGUAUCCGGCCAAUCCGAGGGAAAAUAUUUCCAGCAAAAUCACCUCCAGGAAUGCUUAAUUUGAGAUAUCAGACAUAUACUACACACGUUGAUGAAACCAUUCGUGUACUUUUCACCGAUUACGAGAGUAUAGCAGUCAUUUAUACCUGCAUGCACCAUGUUCAUUAUGAGAAAGAAGUAUGCCAUGCAGCAGGCCUUUUGGGGGCCAUAUGGACAAGGAAACCCCAUGUAGACGUAGAAGUGUACAACAGAGCAGUGAAAUAUCUUGAAAUGGCCUGUGUGCAAAAAUCAACACUCACAGUCAGGAACCUUGUAGGUCCUUGCGUUGUGGACGAUUUGGGAUUCAGAAUAGAUGACUUUCCAGUUCCUGAUAUCUGCUACCAGCCCAUGGAUUUAGGCUCCUGCCGUGGAAGUUUGCAAAGAUAUUACUACGAUCCAAAAGAAAAAACUUGCAAAAUCUUUAUGUUCGGAGGAUGCGGUGGCAAUUUAAAUAAUUUCAUGUCAUUACGCGAAUGUCAAGAGAGAUGCCUCAGUGCUGCCACAAAGGAGCCAGUAUGUCUAUCUGAUGCGAAAUGUGGAAUCCACUGUUCUCCUUGUUGUACCGAAGAUAGGAUUGGUUGUGUAGAAUGCAAUUGUGAACAUAUCGUUGUAGGUAAGAUAAUAAAAAUAUUAUCAUCGAAACUAGAAUUACUACGUCUACAUUUCUUAUAUCGCUCCCGCAGUUUACAAAUUAUUUUAUUAAAAUUUGUU
Stegodyphus dumicola is the source of this 1145-nucleotide messenger RNA. RefSeq lists its product as uncharacterized. The record is from RefSeq and is a predicted model, not a curated record. Lineage: Eukaryota; Metazoa; Arthropoda; Arachnida; Araneae; Eresidae. Gene Ontology annotation, molecular function: serine-type endopeptidase inhibitor activity; pigment binding.